Eruca vesicaria subsp. sativa (arugula) is the source of this 1252-nucleotide messenger RNA. The record is from the annotation of a GenBank genome assembly. Lineage: Eukaryota; Viridiplantae; Streptophyta; Magnoliopsida; Brassicales; Brassicaceae.
UUAUUUUCUAAGAAGCUUUAUUAUUCUUCUGGAAAGAGCGUAAGAUAUUACAGAUCAAUUGGUUGUUGUUGUUGUUGCCGACGACGCGUCUUCGUUCUCUUUCAUUGCAAUUUGAAACCUUUUUUUGUAUUUCUCCGUCUCUGAUCUUCAAUCUCGUCUUCAUCCAUUGUGAUCGAUAAAAAACAUGGCUACAGCUGGAAACAAGAACAUCAACGCGAAACUGGUGUUACUUGGAGAUGUUGGCGCUGGAAAAUCAAGUCUUGUGUUACGUUUUGUUAAAGAUCAGUUUGUUGAGUUCCAGGAAUCAACUAUAGGAGCAGCUUUUUUCUCACAAACGUUAGCUGUUAACGAUGCGACUGUGAAGUUUGAGAUAUGGGAUACAGCUGGUCAGGAACGGUACCAUAGUUUGGCUCCAAUGUACUACAGGGGUGCCGCUGCUGCAGUUGUUGUCUUUGACGUUACAAAUCAAGCCUCGUUUGAGAGGGCAGUGAAAUGGGUUCAGGAACUGCAAGCACAAGGUAACGCUAAUAUGGUUGUGGCCCUUGCUGGAAAUAAAUCUGAUUUAUUAGAAGCAAGGAAGGUGACUGCAGAGGAGGCACAAACAUAUGCUCAGGAGAACGGUCUCUUCUUCAUGGAAACUUCAGCGAAAACUGCAGCUAAUGUCAAAGAGAUAUUCUAUGAAAUAGCAAGAAGGUUACCGCGAGUACAGCCGACAGAAAACCCUACAGGAAUGGUUCUACCAGACAGGGCCAUGGAUAGGACAGUGAGUUCAUCUUGUUGUGCUUAGUUAUAUGUAAUGUAGUGACACACACUUCUCUUAUAAAAGACCUUUUGGUGAGUCACUAUGGAGUGUUAUGGACUUAUGUGUUUGCAUAUCUUUGCUUUGUUCUGCUUCUGAACAUUUAAUUAACCAUUGAAGAAGAUUGUUCAUGAAAAUAAUCAAAAUAGUAUAAGCUUUAACACAGGACUUUGUAAUCACAGCAAGAAUGAAUAUAUAUUAGAAUUCGUGACUUUUUCAUAUACUAGUAGAAUGACAUACGCUGGAUUACUAGAAAAGAAAAUUAGGAAAUUAGUUUCUAAGCUAGGUCAAAAAGCAAAAGCUAGGUCAGAUGAAAAAGAUGAAACGGAUGCCCAGAGUUGAAACAGAUGUCUAUAGGUAAGACAAAUGUAAGCCAUUUUGAGACGACAAGGCUAUGAAGCUGUUACCAUUUGAAGAAAGGAGGGAUGAAUUUGUGUUGCCGUUAUGUUUUGA